AAAGAUUUCUGUGUUCUCCUUCUCCUUGGGCGUUCCCAACGUUCCUACCUAUCGGCGAGGCGAGAGCGACGUUUGAAUUCUCCCCACCGGAGUGGGAGCGGUGUUUUCAUGACCGUCGACGAUGGCUGCAGCGCCAGCGAGGCAGUGGCAUCCCCUGCCACCUUCCUCGCCACACACACACCAGCGCCGCCGCACAAAUCCAGCAGCCCUCGCGUCAAUUUCAGCUCACCUGAUGAUGGUGCGUACCGACCUGCAGCCACCUGUCUGGGACGGAAGCACGAUGAGGCUGAUGAUGUUGACGACAGCACACCCCAGUUCGAGUGGACGGCGACGGCGCAGUCGACGGGCUCGACGCUGUCGCUGCCCGAUAGCCCCACACACACCGACACGGCGAGUCCAGGGGCCCUCCACUCCCUCUUUGGCAGACCCCUGUAUGCCAAGCUGGGGACUGCAGACGACUCGCCGGCACGCAGACAGCAGCAGCACCAGCAUCAUCAAGACGCAGACGUCCUGGAGGUCACGAAGCUGACAGUCAGUGUCGACAGUAACAGCGAUGCUGCUGUGGCUGUGGGUGUGGGUGUGGCGGCCCCACCACGGAAGCGGGGCAGAUUGGAGGCUUCCCUCGGCCUCAUCUUAUGCGGCGCCUCCGCAUUCUUUUUCGCCUUGGCGUGUAAGCAGAGGCAGAGCAGAGCACCACACAUGGAUAUCGACCCACAAAGCAGUCCUCAUCACACGACAAACAAACCUUUGUCGUGUGUGUGUUUCCUGCGUGCAGCGAUGUUUGUGAAGAUUGCGAGCAAGGAGGUCCCCGUCGCCUACAUCAUCUUCUCGCGCGGCUUCUUGCAGACGGUCUUGGCGGUGGCCAGUAUGCUGCUGCAGGGGGUGAUGGAGGGGCGGUGGGUCAACUUGCUGGGCCAGCGGGGCAUCAGGCAUCUGCUCUUCUGCCGCGGCCUGUUUGGGGCUUUCGCUGUGGGCUUGUUCUUCUUCACUGUCACGCAGCUGCCGCUUGGGGACGCGUCGGCCGUCUUUUUCACCUCACCUAUUGUUACGGUACAGCAGCACACCGACACCGACACAGAGAGACGGAAAGGCAGACAGACAUGUGUUUUGUCUGUGUGUGUGUUUCGCCGUUUCCGCCACUCCACAGGCGUUGCUAGCGUACCUGGUUCUGGGCGAGGCGUGGGCCGCAUCCAACUGGAUCAUCGCUUUCGUGUCCUUCUGCGGUGUGAUGCUCAUCGCCCGCCCAUCUGCGCUCUUCCCCCCCUCCCUCCUUCCCCCCGACCCAUGCGCUGCUGGCGGCCACCGGCUGCUGUCAGACCACGAGCUGUACCCCCUGCACGCCGCCCUCGACUGCUCUCACCGUGCCUCGCCGCCACACCUGGUGCCUCGGACAGGGGCCGUGUGUCUCGCCUUCGUCGGCGCUAUCAGCGGUAUUAGGGUGGGGGAGAGAUGCGCAUGGCAUGUGGUCCAACGUAUUCAUCAUGUGCUGUUCUGUGCUGUCACACGUCACACAGGAGCCGUUGCGCUGUGUUUUGUGCGUUUGAUCGGCAAGCGGACGGAGCCUUUGGUGCUCGUCAACUACUUUGGCCUGUGCACGUCAGCGGUGUCUUUGGCGCUGGUGAUGGCCUUCACUCCGCCGCAGACAGUUGACUUCGCCUCGGUGUCGAUGGGCUCGUGGCUGGCCACUGUCGGUGUGGGCUUCCUGGGCUUCUCGGCACAGUGGUGCCUCAACAAGGGUCUCCAGCUGGAGAAGGCAGGACCGGCAGGUACGGUACCCAGAAAAUACACAACCACACCCAGAGUGCUCUCAAUCACUCGUCGUCUGUUCUGUGUGUCCGUGGGUGUGGGCGUGUGCGCAGCGUUCAUGCGGAAUUUGGACGUGGCCUUGGCCUUCAUUUUCCAGGUGUGCAUACUGGGGGUCCCCCUGGACCCGCUGUCCGUCACCGGCGCGGGCCUUGUAGUGGGCUCUGCCUCGGUGAUGGUGCUGCGCAAGUGCGUGAGUGGCCAAUAGGGGAGGAGGGCAGAGAGGGCGGCGUGACGCGACGCAUGAUACGUGCGUGUUGGUUGUGCAGACAGACAGACAGAGAGGGACGUACACACACAUUUUCAGUAUGUAUCCAUUUUCAUCACGCAAGGUGUGGUGUGGGUGGACGAGCGAAGCUCUUGCGUGACGUGCAUCUGUGGCUUUGUUGGUUGAUGCGUCUGUCAGUGGGCCUCACGCGGCCCUUGUUGGUUUGGUAGAAGGAAGGCAGAUAGGGAGCUUUCUCUGUGCACGGCCAGGCCAGCGUGUGUGUGUGGGUAGUCAGUGCGAUGACACGAACACAGGGAUGGACCUGAAGGUGGGUGGGAGGGAUUCCUUCUGUUUAUGUGUGACCUGACCCUAUCGUGUGUGUUGUCUGUCUUGAUUCGUUUGGAG
Molecule: messenger RNA, 2416 nt
Organism: Vitrella brassicaformis
Lineage: Eukaryota; Vitrellaceae
Source: the annotation of a GenBank genome assembly